This is a messenger RNA of Pestalotiopsis fici W106-1, 1200 nucleotides long. RefSeq lists its product as uncharacterized. The coding region runs from base 1 to 1200 and encodes 399 amino acids. The transcript is spliced from 3 exons. Lineage: Eukaryota; Fungi; Ascomycota; Sordariomycetes; Amphisphaeriales; Sporocadaceae. The record is from RefSeq and is a predicted model, not a curated record. Gene Ontology annotation, molecular function: O-methyltransferase activity.
AUGGCGACUCCCGGGCUUCGGAAGGUUGCUGAACUUGAUGCCAUUCAGGUUGAUGAUUUUGCCGACGAGUCGGAACGAUACGCUGCGAAAGAGGCUGCACUUCGGCUUCUCAGGCGCGUUGAAACGCCGAUUGAGCAGGUCUGGUCCCUCACCUUGGAUGCACCCGGGGUCAUCGCCUCUCUAGAAGUUUGUUUGAACUUGGGAAUUUGGACAAAAUGGCGAGAGUCAAUCGAUGGAACCAAGGAUUCGGCCCGGAGCAUCGAUGAUAUCGUCAGAAUGUGCACCGAGAGCGUUGAACCAAAUCUACUCCGUCGACUCUUGCGCGCCAUUGCUUCUUCGAGACUGUUAGAGGAGGUAGGCGUGGAUACUUGGAAGCCGACACCGCUCACAGUGGCACUUGGCAACAAAGACACUCAUCUUGGUGGAAUGGUCGAAUGGGGGUCACACUUUAGCCUCGUCGCAGGUGCCAACCUGCCCGGGUUCCUAAAGAGACACGGAUAUCAAGAUCCACGUGAUGCCGAUAAAUUCGACAACAAUACCGAUCUCUUUGGCAAAAACUUUUUUAGCCUUUGCAGCUCUGAUCCCAUCAAGAAUCGAGUCUUCAUGGAGAUGAUGACUUCAUGGCAAGUGCAAAAGGUGGACUGGACACAAGUCUACGAUACCAAAAGGAUUGUUGACGGCGCCAACCUUUCUCAACCCCUUUUCGUGGACGUGGGCGGGAUGCAUGGUAUCGACGCCGCCAGGCUGCUGGCUCGUCAUCCCGAUCUUCCAGAACACACACUCUUUCUACAAGAUUUACCACAUGUCGUUGCGUCAGAAGCACACCCGAUAGACAAGCGCAUUACAAAGGUGGCACACGACUUCUUCGAGCCGCAGCCGAUAGUGGACGCCAGAGCGUACUUUCUUCACGCCGUGUCGCAUGACUGGUCAGACACUGACUGUCUGCGAAUCUUCAAGAACAUUACACCCGCGAUGAAGAGGGGAUACUCCAAGUUGUUGAUAUACGAGGUUGUCCUGCCUCCAACGGGGGCCAAUUCGAUUCAAAGUGGCCUGGAUCUGACCCUCAUGAUUGUACUUUCCAGUUUUGAGCGUACAGAGCAAGAUUGGUACGGGCUACUAGAAAAGGCUGGUUUGCGAAUUGUGAGUAUUUCUCGACGGCCCGGUGCGGUUGAGAGCGUCAUUGAGGCAGAGUUGGCUUGA